This is a messenger RNA of Stylonychia lemnae, 774 nucleotides long. The record is from the annotation of a GenBank genome assembly. NCBI's taxonomy places the organism in Eukaryota, Ciliophora, Spirotrichea, Sporadotrichida, Oxytrichidae.
AUGCAAUCGAAAAGCGCUAUUGAUAUUAUGAAUCUCAAGAAUGGAGAAGCAUUCAUUAUAAAGCUUCCAAACUAAGUAUACUAAGAUCUUCAAGCAAUUCUUGAACCAGAUGAUUACUUUUAAGAUGAUUGCUAUAUUGAAGUUGGAGAAUUCGUUUAUGAUUUCAAAGAUUAAAAGGCAAGUCUUGAAUUUCUAAGUGAAAACUCUCAACCACAUAUCUUGGAUAUUAUGAAUGUUGACUCCCUAAAGUGUGAAUCUAGAUCAUAAUUCAAAGUUUUAAUGAGCGAAAAUUCUACCACUUCAAAUAUACAAGGUAGUUUUACUAAUUUGUUAGGAAAAAGAUAAAAAUUACUUAACUCAAUCGAUCAUGAGGUUUUGACCAUGCCUAGAAACUAUCAAGUAAAGAGAUAAAAGAUUAAUGCUAAUUAAAAUCAAUUAGUAUCUGUAAGAGACACUUGUAUUAUUACAGACAAAGUACUAAAACUUAACUUAGGCUCGCAGAUUUUUGAUUUAAAAGAGAAUAAGGACUCAAAUAUCUAGAAUGUCAAAAAGAAUCCGAUGAAAAUAGCCAAAGUAAAUCGUAAAAGUUUAACUAGUGAUCAAAUAAGAGAAUUACUAAUCAGGCUAUUUAACUCCUAGAAAGUAAUGAAUUACCAAGAAAUUUAAAGUAUCAUGAAAAAUCCAGAUGGACCACUUAGAUUAAUACUCGGAGAAAUUUGUGAAUUUGACAAGAAGACAAAAACUUAUUCACUUAAAUCAUUUCUAUAGAUAUGA